This is a messenger RNA of Amphiprion ocellaris (clown anemonefish), 3317 nucleotides long. RefSeq names its product 6-phosphofructo-2-kinase/fructose-2,6-bisphosphatase 2-like. The transcript has 26 exons. The coding region runs from base 235 to 3075 and encodes 946 amino acids. NCBI's taxonomy places the organism in Eukaryota, Metazoa, Chordata, Actinopteri, Pomacentridae. Gene Ontology annotation, biological process: fructose 2,6-bisphosphate metabolic process; fructose metabolic process. Gene Ontology annotation, cellular component: cytosol. The record is from RefSeq and is a predicted model, not a curated record. Gene Ontology annotation, molecular function: 6-phosphofructo-2-kinase activity; ATP binding; fructose-2,6-bisphosphate 2-phosphatase activity.
UUCCGGCUUGCGAGGCGGAGCUAAAACAUCAACGUAGAAGAAGAAGAAAAACAGCGUCCUGCGGCGGUGAGCUGAUGGCUGCAGUCUAACAAAGAGGGAAAAAACUGCUAUCUCUGACACCUGCCUCUCUCUCCCUGGCAGCAUCUGACAUGCUACUCCAAAGUCCCCACUGACCUGAACUCGCUGUCCCCAGACCAGCCGUGACAGGACAGCAGGACACAGAUCAGGUUUGUCAUGGCCGCUCGACAGCAGAGACCUGCAACAGAAGACUCAGCUGAGGCCAAAAGGACAGAUAUGAGGGCCACUGAGAAGAAGUGCUCUUGGGCUUCCUACAUGACCAACUCUCCCACUGUGAUAGUGAUGAUCGGGUUGCCUGCUCGGGGAAAAACCUACAUGUCCAAGAAGCUGACACGCUACCUCAACUGGGUUGGAGUGCCAACGAAGGUAUUUAAUCUUGGAGUUUAUAGGAGAGAAGCAGUAAAGUCAUACAAGUCCUAUGACUUCUUCAGACAUGACAAUAAAGAAGCAAUGCAAAUUAGAAAACAGUGUGCCCUGGUGGCACUUCAGGAUGUCAAGGCCUAUCUGAAUGAGGAGGGAGGUCAGAUCGCUGUCUUUGAUGCCACCAACACCACCAGAGAGAGGAGGGAACUCAUCCUUAAUUUUGCAAAGGAUAAUGCAUACAAGGUAUUUUUUGUCGAAUCAAUAUGUGAUGACCCAGACGUCAUCGCUGAAAAUAUUCUGGAUGUGAAGGUUUCCAGUCCAGAUUAUCCUGAGAGGGACAGAGAAAGUGUCAUGGAGGACUUUCUGAAGAGAAUAGAAUGUUAUAAAGUGACCUACCAGCCUUUAGAUCCUGAUGAACACGACAAGAACCUGUCCUUCAUUCAGGUCAUCAACGUUGGCCGUCGUUUCUUGGUCAACCGGGUGCAGGACUACAUCCAAAGUAAGAUAGUCUACUACCUCAUGAACAUCCAUGUCCACUCCCACUCCAUCUACCUCUGUCGCCAUGGAGAGAGCCAUCACAAUCAGGAAGGACGCAUCGGGGGCGACUCAGAACUAUCAGAGAGAGGGAAACAGUUUGCAGAAGAACUGAAGGGUUUUGUGGAAGAGCACCGACUGACGGACCUGAAGGUUUGGACCAGCCAGCUGAGACGUACCAUUCAGACAGCAGAGGAGCUGGGCGUCCCCUACGAGCAGUGGAAGAUCCUUAAUGAAAUAGAUGCUGGAGUGUGUGAAGAGAUGACCUAUGAGAUGAUCGAGGAAAAGUACCCAGAGGAGUUUGCCAUGAGAGACCAGGACAAGUAUCACUACCGCUACCCUGGAGGAGAGUCCUACCAGGACCUGGUCCAGCGGCUGGAGCCAGUCAUCAUGGAGCUGGAGCGGCAGGGCAACGUUCUGGUCAUCUGUCAUCAGGCCGUCAUGCGCUGCUUACUCGCUUAUUUCCUGGACAAGGGCGCAGAUGAUCUGCCGUACUUGAAGUGUCCCCUGCACACGAUCCUAAAGCUCACCCCUGUGGCUUAUGGUUGUAAAGUGGACAUGUUUGACCUGAAGGUGGAGGCUGUCAACACUCACAGGAACAGACCAUUUGAACUCCAACAAACAGAGAGGCCUCCAGCAGAACCAGGUUCGGAGGGGGUGGACAUCUGCCUCGACCAGUUAGGAAUAAAGCCCGACCGGACGCUGUGCCACCAGCUUUCCUCCGAAGGAACAGUUUCACUCCUCUAUCCAGCCAAGACCAGAUUAAACGGCCUCGGCUGUACAGCGUCGGUAACCCUCCACAUGCUCGUAUGUCGCAGGCCCCCACUUUACCCAGCAUGCAAUUCUCUGAGGCGUCUGAGGGGACAGAAUUGCUACAAGGCGAGAUUUCUUCCUCCUUCUGACGCUUUGUUUACGCUCACAGCUACUCGAACAGUCAUGAGGACCAUCGGCUGGAAUAUUCUCACUUUUGCUUUUGCCUUGACCUCAGCUCAGGGACCAAAGGAAUGCUCCUCCCCGCUGGAAUAUCCAAACAUCAGACUGUUCAGCAGAUACAGCAGCAGGAACAAGUUCAGCAGCGGAGACAAAGUUUUUUAUAACUGCGCAGAAGGUUUCACUCCAUCCACAGGCAGCCCAGUUGUGGCGUGUAAAGGAGGAACCUGGACCAGACUCACUCUGAAGUGCGAAAGGAAGUCCUGUGGAUAUGCUGGUGAUCUACUCCAUGGGCAGCUCCACUAUGAGGGGAAUUCAUACCUUGGGGAGAAAGUUUAUGCUACAUGCAAUGAGGGAUACACUCUGAAAGGACAGAACUACAUGAUUUGCCAGGCGUCUGGGUGGACCGGUGAAUUCCCAACUUGUGAAGGGAAGCCUUGUGGUUCUGCAGGAGAGAUUGUAAAUGGACGCUUUGUUUAUUCUGGAGUAGAGUUUGGAGACACUGCCACAGCCGUCUGUGAUGAGGGGUACAUUCUUGUAGGAGAAGUAAGAAGAAACUGCAUGAGUAAUGGCUGGGAUGGACGUAUUCCUGUUUGUGAAGCUGUGGAUUGUGAUGACCCACCAGUGGUGACGAAUGCAGAAAUGAAAGGCCCUCAGGAGCCACCUUACAACUACAGGACUGUGAUUAGCUACCAGUGUCGUGUGGGAACCCUCAUUGGGCAAAAGGAGAUUAACUGCACCAAGAAUGGGACGUGGAGUACACCUCCAGAAUGCCACGAAAAUAUAUGUCUACCGCCAAAUGUGACCAACGCCUUCUGGAUGAGAGCUCAGAACCAGUUCUUCCAGCACCAGGACACCAUAUUAAUCGAGUGUAGACGUGGCUACGUGAUGAACGGACCGAACUCCAUUACUUGUAAUAAUGAUGACCAAUGGUAUCCCCGUCUACCUGAAUGUCAAGAAAUUUUAUGUCCACCGCCAAAUGUGGCCAACGCCUUCUGGAGAGCUCAGAAUCAGUUCUUCCGGCACCAGGACACCAUAUUAAUCGAGUGUAGACUUGGCUUCAUGAUGAAGGGACCGAACUCCAUUACUUGUAAUAAUGACGGCCAGUGGAUCCCCCGUCUACCUGAGUGUCGACGCAGACCACGUCGUCAGCCAUACAGGAGGGGAUAAAAUGCCAGCUGAAACAUGGCAGCACUAUAUUCAGUCAAUCCUGAUGAAACUAUUCAACAGCAACAAGUGGAGGAUGAAAAUAAUCUGAUUGUCUCUAAACUAACAAUAGAUUCCUUCCAAAAUGACUAUUCUUAAAAAAAAAAAAAAAAACCUUUAAUAAUGCACUGUGAUAUAUUACGCCUCUACAACCUGUAUAUCAUCAUUAUAUCAUAAUACAGACAUUAAAAUAUGUUUGAGAUGAA